UUUGUGUAUUGUGUUCAUUUACUAUAGAGUUUAUGACGCUCAACACUGCACUGAUACACACACUCGACAUUGAAUUCAGUUUCAAAUUCACAUUUGAUUCCGAGUGUAAACACGACUGAGCCAGCUGAACGCCGCACUCUGUUUGGAGCUGGAGUCUGUGUAGUUGCAGUGGAAGAGUGGCAGAAAUAACUGGAUGUUAAUGAGAGGAACUGGGCGUGUGUGGCGUCUGCUCGGUCUCUGUGGGGCUUCAGGCUGAGAAAACCCUCCAGCGCUCCUGGAGAAUGCUCUGGAUUAACAAUCAGACAAAUCAUUAUAUUGGAAAACCACUGCUGACGUUAAAGGAUUCGCACAGAGUGAUUUCUGUUCUUCUAUGAGACAAACAUUCUUCUUUGAUUUCACCAGUGAUGAUAAAAAUGAUACUUUCUGAGCUGGACACCUGACAUCUUGUCUUAAAAUGCGAGAGGAUGGAUAGCAGAACCAGCCCCACGUCAGAGUCUGGUCUUUCCAAUGGAUUUGUCAAUAGCGUGUUCAACGUUUCACUUGACGAAGAGAGCAAAGAUGAGAUCUCAUGGAUUCCAGAAUGCAAUUCCUCAGACUCCAUUAUUCCCAGUCAAACGCUCAGAAGAGAAAAACAGGAACCGGUGCGGCGCUCCAGGACGGCGGCCAUCUGGAGGAUCCUGCAGCGCCGCAAGACCCCCUCGGGCCUGGACAGACGACCUCACUCCGUCAUCCUCCCCGGGGAAGCGUCCUUCCUCAAACUGUCCAUCACUAACAAAGUCAGGUCCUUCACAAAACUAAAGUCCCCGUCUGUAUUUAAAGGGAAAGCUGGUAAGACUUCUGAUGCCAAAUCCAGCAUUGACCUUAAAGACGAGGCCGAUGAUGUGUACAUGUGCAAGGACUCUCCUUCUUCAGACUUCAAGCAUGUGUUUAGGAAUAAAGCCAUAAGACAUUCAUUUGCAGGACACACUGCAGACUUCUACUGUUCGUUUGAGGACAUCGCCCCCGCUGGAACCCCAGACAACGUCCAGCAGGAGACCAAAGACACCGUUAGCAACCAAAAUGGGUUUAAGUUCUCAGAAAGAGUCGUUUAUACGAAGAAAUCUCACCCCAGCUUCUCAAACUGCAACAAUUCAUCUGCGACGGAGCAGGAAGACUGCUGUGCGAAGCAAAGCCUCAAGAUACCUCAAAGAAGUCGCUGGUCCAGGAGGGGUGACGUUUUGAAUUACUUGAGAAGAAUUUCCCUCAAAGGAAAAGGAAAUCAGACAUUGGGAGAGAGUAGUUUUGAGUCGAUGAAUACCCUGGACAAAACCAUUGAUUCUGACUACGGCUCGGUCAACUUUGAACUGGUCAAGGAUUUGAACUCUGCACCUGAACAAACAGGGAUUGAUGGCAAAAGCAGCCAUUUCCGAGGCCUUCUCCGAUUUUUUAACACUGUGGCUGAAACUGCAAUGAAAUGGAGAAACUCGUCCCGCUCAUUCUCCCCCCCUGAAGGCCAGCAGUCGCCUCCCGGAUUGAGAAAGACGCAGGAGUCUGGAGAACUCGUGCCUUUGACAGUCAGGAGUGAGGAGAAAGCUGAAACCUCAGUUCAAGGUAAACCCACGUUAUCUUCUGACACGAGCAAGGUGGUCUCACCUGUCAAUGCUGCGGUGAAUUGCUCUCCUCCUGUGGAGCUGAAGGCCUGGAGAACAUGCCCAGACUCUCCCAGAGAUAACAGCUCCCUGUGUAAUAACUCGGAUGAAUCGCAGUCCCAGCUCAGCUCUACUCACAUCUCUCUAGCCACCAUCGAGAGCCACCCCAGAAAUGAAGACCCAGAGCCACCAGAAGAGACACAGACUGGCUUUGAAAACACGGCGAUCCCACAUCACUCAUCUAGCAAAGCUGUUGAUGAAAACCAAGAUGUUUGCACGGAUAAGAAAAAGAUGAACUGCCCGGAGGAGUUGUUUAAGACCCUGUCGCGGCCCCGGGGCCAGUCGCCUGAAGAUCCUCCUCUCAAAGCUCUGCUCCAGAGGUGUCGCUCUCUGCCGCUGCCCACCGCACUGUCGGCCCUGGAGCCCAUGGCCCUCACACACAUGCUCACUCCUCCAGCUAAAACCAUGGCUAAAUCAGUCGUUCUCCGCAUGAGGAACAGCAGCACAGGAUCCAACAGACAGAAGCGGUUUAGACCAGGAUCUGGACCACUGCAUGUCAACAUGUUGAUCAGCGGUGGUUCAGUGGUCAGCGCGGAGGCAGUAUGGGAUCACGUGACCAUGGCUGAGAGGGAGCUGGCCUUCAAGGCUGGAGACGUCAUCAAGGUCCUGGACACCUCCAAUAAAGACUGGUGGUGGGGUCAGAUGGAUGACGAGGAGGGCUGGUUCCCCGCCAGCUUCGUGAGGGUCGAUCCCCACUCUCCUCAACCUUACACAAAACCAGUUUUCUAUAUCAACCCUAUAGCAACUCCAAGGUUCCAUAACACAACAGCAAAGCUGUGGGUUAACCAGGACAAUACAGCCACAGAAUCGGCUGAGGGUGCCGGCGAGGUACAGAACGGACACAGCGACUCCAGCAACGGCUGUCUGUGCAUCGGCCAAGCGCUGCAGAACCGAGACCAGAUGAGGGCCAACGUCAUCAACGAGAUCAUGAGCACUGAGCGCCACUACAUCAAGCACCUGAAGGACAUCUGUGAGGGAUACUUGAGGCAGUGUCGAAAGAGGAUUGACAUGUUCAGUGACGACCAGUUGAAAGUGAUUUUUGGAAACAUCGAGGAUAUCUACAGAUUUCAAAUGGGAUUUGUGCGGGACUUGGAGAAACAGUACAACAUCGAGGAGCCCCAUCUUAGUGAAAUCGGACCGUGUUUUCUGGAACAUCAAGACGGUUUCUGGAUCUAUUCAGAGUACUGCAACAACCACCUGGAUGCCUGCAUGGAGCUCUCCAAGCUGAUGAAGGACGGCCGCUAUCAGCACUUCUUCGAAGCCUGUCGCCUGCUCCAGCAGAUGAUCGACAUCGCCAUCGACGGCUUCCUCCUCACUCCUGUGCAGAAGAUCUGCAAGUACCCUCUACAGCUGGCCGAGCUACUCAAGUACACAGCACAGGACCACAGUGAUUACCGUUACGUGGCAGCAGCGCUCGCUGUCAUGAGGAACGUCACGCAGCAAAUCAACGAGCGCAAGAGAAGACUGGAGAACAUUGACAAGAUGGCUCAGUGGCAGGCCUCGGUGCUGGACUGGGAGGGUGAUGAUAUUCUGGACAGAAGUUCGGAGCUGAUCUACACGGGUGAGAUGUCGUGGAUCUAUCAGCCGUAUGGCCGGAGUCAGCAGAGAGUCUUCUUCCUCUUCGAUCAUCAGCUGGUCCUGUGCAAAAAGGACCUGAUCCGCCGGGACAUACUGUACUACAAAGGGCGCAUUGACAUGGAUCGCUACACAGUGAGAGAUGCCAUCGAUGGACGGGACGACGACUUUAAUGUCAGCGUGAAAAACGCGUUCAAGCUGCACAACAGAGACAGCGAGGAGAUCCACAUCUUCCUGGCCAAGAAGCCGGAGGAGAAGAUCCGCUGGCUGAGGGCUUUCCACGAGGAGCGCAGGAUGGUCCAGGAGGAUGAGAAAAUCGGUUUUGAGAUUUCUGAAUAUCAGAAACGACAGGCUGCCAUGACGGUGCGUAAAGUGGCCAAACAGAAAGGUGUGAGCCAGAGCAGGUGCGUCUCCCCGGCGGACCCCUCGUCUCACGGACCCCUCAUGCUCUCCGAUGACACUCCACAGUCAGACCUAGUCGAAUUCCACCUCUCCAAAUCAGGACAAUCUCCAUUCUGGCAAAACUUCAAUAAGCUGACGUCGUUAAAAAAUGUGAAAAAAUAGUUCACUCUGUGUCUGAAUGCUCCCAGCAACGAAGUUCAAGCUCAAGUGUAUUUAUUAUGGACCUUACAAACACCUUGAACUUCCAUCUGGAUAUCACUGACAAUCACCAGGCUGAUGCGAUCGUACCCGGAUCCUCACGUGUGUCAUGCACUGUUCACUUUGAAGGCCAAAUUCAGUCGAACUGACCAGCAUAUGCUGUGACAGUGAUGGCCAUCAGAUUGAUAUGUGUCUCAAAGACAUUUGCUCCACAGGUUAACCAUGAAGAGCAUCCACAUGAGGAAACUCGUGUCUGCCGUACACUACAAAUAAAGUCACGGGGUGUAAGAUUGUAAGCUUUACACACAAUUAACAAUCAAAACAGGGUAUUGCUUUCUAAUUCAAGAGGUGAUUUUGUCAAUCCAAGGAACACAGACUUUGACAAUAUGAUUAUUCCUAGUGUUAGUGAACAAGAUUUGUGUCACAGUCUCGUAUCAUGCUCUUCUCAAUCAAUCACACAGGUUGUAUACUGACUGAACUCAUUUCAUAUGAUAAAUAUAGAUGUUUUUGUAUGUCUAUAAAAGGUAAAGUAGAUUUUUGAAUUUGCCUCCAAAGGGGGUUAUUUUUGAUUGUAUUAUAUGAUUACAUAAGUACUCUGUAGUAAGCACACUGAAACCAAUUCAUAUGCUUUGUAUUUUAGUUUUUUGUUCAUUUGUAAUAGCUACACUACAUACUAUUUAUUAUUGUAGUUAAUGGCAAAUAAUGAGCAGGUGUAAUGCACAGAACUCCUGGGCCAUGAAAAAAAAAGAAAUAUAUAUAUAUAUAUAUAUAUAUAUAUAUAUAUAUAUAUAUAUAUAUAUAUAUAUAUAUACAUAAUCAUGGCCUAAGAUUUAUUGCUGUGCAUAGAGAGUGCAUUACACAUGUAUUUAUGUAUGCUCAUGAUAAGAAACUCCACAGCUGUUGAAAUCUUCAGACCUCUGCUGAAUUUACAGUAAAUGAAUGUGAAUAAUGAGACAGCAAAAUUCAGAGAAUAGUUGUCUUUAUAGUGUAGUAGUGGGAAAGGCAGGGCUGAGUACAUUUGGCACAGUACAAAAGAGAGAUGCUCUGUCCUGUUCUCUUAUAGACAACCAGUAUAUCAAACCUUCAGUACUGAGGAGACAGAGCAGAUAGCAGAAGACCAGUAUGUGUUCUCCUUUAUUUCUGAUGACAUCCCAUGCAAUGGAAUCCAGAGGCUUUACAGAGCAGUCUUCCUGCUUUGAAUUACAAGUGCUUUUCAAAAGUGAUCAGAUCAGGCGAUGGCCCAUUUAAUGCUGUUUGUUGAGAAUGUGUCCAACAACCUUUUAUGUGAUUGAUUGCAAUGCCUAGUCAUAGCAUUUCUAUUGCUGUAAACGAAGACAACUGGCGUCCUGAAAUUAAUGAUCAUAUUUGUUCAGCAUCUUUUCUGAAUUUUUCAUCAGGUUUAAAGCUCCCCAUGAAUGAAAUUUAAAAAUAGCAUACACCUGCAUUCAUUUAUUGGUGAUUGAUGAAUUAACAGGUUACAUUUGGCACAGGUCAAAGUAGGACAUGGGAUGUGAAAAUUGGUUUGUAGGAUAUGAGCUCAUGUCUAUAGAUACACCUAAGCAGUUAUGUGAUUAACUCAUAACUAUAUAAUCUAAUCUAUUGGUGUUCAGUAAUAAUGCACUUCCUUAGUUACUUUCUGAUGAAUGUUUAGUAUGAAUUUACAUUUUGUCGGCUGUAAUGAUGUGCUAUGUUUUAAAGUAAAGAAUGAAAAUGAACUUGUACUUUCUGCUGUUUUAAUUUAAAUGACUAAGCUACUGUAAAUGACUACAUACAGGUUUAAUGAGACAAGUUAGAAAUUUCUUGUUCUGAAUAAAAUUUGAAAGGUCUAUUCUCACACACACGACAAAAAAAAAAAAAAAAAAAAAUCCAAACGAAUCACUGAUGAAAUGACCUUUGAACAUUCUCAUGCCAGAAAUAGAAGUAAAAAAAAAAAAAAAUAAAAAAAAAAUAAAAGAUUUAGUCUCAGUUAUGAUGUUCAACUGUAUGUUUGAAUUUGAUCAAGGUCAACAGCAAAAACACUGGUAAAUAAAGUGAUAUUAAACACA
This is a messenger RNA of Cyprinus carpio (common carp), 5908 nucleotides long. RefSeq names its product Cdc42 guanine nucleotide exchange factor 9b. The record is from RefSeq and is a predicted model, not a curated record. Gene Ontology annotation, molecular function: protein binding; guanyl-nucleotide exchange factor activity. Lineage: Eukaryota; Metazoa; Chordata; Actinopteri; Cypriniformes; Cyprinidae.